AUGUUUUUGUUUCUUGUGAUAUCUCUUUUGGUUCUGGAGUUCAACGAUUCCAAAGAAUUGUCAAGAACAAAGACAGAAGGGAACCCUGAAACAUUCAUGAAUAUUAGUGAGGUCUUACAAUAUCAUGGUUAUCCUAAUGAGGAACAUGAAAUACUGACAAAUGAUGGUUACUUUCUUACUAUCAACAGAAUACUUCGAAGGAAAGCCUUGGAGAAAACAGCUUCAAAACCUGUUGUGUUACUGAUGCCAGGUGUUCUUACUGAUUGUGGAAUAUGGCUGACUAAUGUGCCCAAUGGCAGCUUAGGUUUUGUACUGGCAGAUGCUGGCUUUGAUAUUUGGUUGGCAAAUAAUCGAGGAAGCAGAUGGUGUAAAAGACACCAGCACUUUUCACAUAAAGAAGAAGAAUUCUGGAAUUUCAGUUUUCAUGAAAUGGCAAUGGAAGAUCUGCCAGCUAUUAUAUAUUUUAUCCUAGCUAAAACUGGACAGAAACAGCUUUCUUAUGUUGGCUAUUCCCAAGGAUCCACUCUAGGAUUCAUUGCAUUUUCAGCUAUGCCAGCAUUAGCUGAGAAAAUAAAAAACUUUUUUGCAUUUGGUCCAAUAUAUUUGGUGAAUCAUAUCAAACCAUGGUAUGAGAUGAUAAUCAAAAUGAACCAAGUUGUUGUAAAG
Pseudonaja textilis is the source of this 666-nucleotide messenger RNA. NCBI's taxonomy places the organism in Eukaryota, Metazoa, Chordata, Lepidosauria, Squamata, Elapidae. The record is from RefSeq and is a predicted model, not a curated record.